AUGAGCAUUUCAUUGCCAGCGAGUAGAAAAUGGAGAAGCCUUAUCGUGAUUCUUGUGGUUAUCGUUGCCGCUAUUGCAUACUCCAUUCGCAAAACCGAUAUCUCACCCGAGGAUCAGCUGCUGGUCCGAGUUGCCAGGAAAAGCGAGAAGAGCUCGGAAGAAUCCAAAGAAGAAACUGAGGGCCAGAAGAAAGAUGAGAAGAAGGACGAGUCCGCAGAGGAGGGUUCAGGAGCUGAGAUGAAACGAGUGAAGCGAGAUGAUUCAUCGUCAUCAGAGGAGGAAGGCAGCGGCGAGAAGGCAGUUCGCGAAUCUGGAGCGGAGGGUUCAGGAGAGGUCCGGUUCGAGUGGUACGAGAUGCUUCUGCUAGUAGCGAGGAAUCGUCAGGAGAUGCUCCUUCUCGAAGUGAACGCGCACUCGAAGGUUCAGGAGAGGACCAAACUCGAUUUGUACGUGAAAGCGAAGGAUCUGGAGCCGAAGAAUAGCGCUGCUCUGAGAGAAGAAGAUAACUGCUCCGAAUGA
This is a messenger RNA of Ostertagia ostertagi, 519 nucleotides long. The record is from the annotation of a GenBank genome assembly. NCBI's taxonomy places the organism in Eukaryota, Metazoa, Nematoda, Chromadorea, Rhabditida, Trichostrongylidae.